Messenger RNA from Rattus rattus (black rat), 1416 nucleotides. Its product is annotated as adenosylhomocysteinase. The transcript has a single exon. Bases 59 to 1357 code for a protein of 432 amino acids. Gene Ontology annotation, molecular function: adenosylhomocysteinase activity. Gene Ontology annotation, cellular component: cytosol. NCBI's taxonomy places the organism in Eukaryota, Metazoa, Chordata, Mammalia, Rodentia, Muridae. Gene Ontology annotation, biological process: L-methionine cycle. The record is from RefSeq and is a predicted model, not a curated record.
CCCGCGCCGCCCGGCCCCCUUCACAGAGUUCAUCAUUCCUAGCGGAAGCGCCGCCAGCAUGGCUGAUAAACUGCCCUACAAAGUCGCGGACAUCGGACUGGCUGCCUGGGGACGGAAGGCCCUGGACAUAGCUGAGAACGAGAUGCCAGGUUUGAUGCGAAUGCGGGAGAUGUACUCCACCUCCAAGCCACUAAAGGGCGCUCGCAUUGCUGGCUGCCUGCACAUGACUGUGGAGACUGCUGUCCUCAUUGAGACUCUCGUGGCCCUGGGUGCUGAGGUGCGGUGGUCCAGCUGCAACAUCUUCUCCACUCAGGACCAUGCAGCGGCUGCCAUUGCCAAGGCUGGCAUUCCAGUGUUUGCCUGGAAGGGAGAGACGGAUGAAGAGUACCUGUGGUGCAUUGAGCAGACAUUGCACUUCAAGGACGGACCCCUCAACAUGAUUCUGGAUGAUGGCGGUGACCUUACUAACCUCAUCCACACCAAACACCCACAGCUUCUGUCAGGCAUCCGAGGUAUCUCUGAGGAGACCACGACCGGCGUCCACAACCUCUACAAGAUGAUGGCCAAUGGGAUACUGAAGGUGCCUGCCAUCAACGUCAACGAUUCUGUCACCAAGAGCAAGUUUGACAACCUCUAUGGCUGCCGGGAGUCCCUCAUAGAUGGCAUCAAACGGGCCACAGAUGUGAUGAUUGCGGGCAAGGUGGCAGUGGUAGCAGGCUAUGGUGAUGUGGGCAAGGGUUGUGCCCAGGCCCUGCGGGGUUUCGGGGCCCGAGUCAUCAUCACCGAGAUUGACCCCAUCAAUGCACUGCAAGCUGCCAUGGAGGGCUACGAGGUAACCACCAUGGACGAGGCCUGUAAGGAGGGCAACAUCUUUGUGACCACCACGGGCUGUGUUGAUAUCAUCCUUGGCCGGCACUUUGAACAGAUGAAGGAUGAUGCCAUUGUCUGUAACAUUGGACACUUCGACGUGGAGAUUGAUGUGAAGUGGCUCAAUGAGAACGCCGUGGAGAAGGUGAACAUCAAGCCCCAGGUGGACCGCUACUUGCUAAAGAAUGGGCACCGCAUCAUCUUGCUGGCUGAAGGCCGUCUGGUCAACCUGGGUUGUGCCAUGGGCCACCCCAGCUUCGUGAUGAGCAACUCCUUCACAAACCAGGUGAUGGCACAGAUUGAGCUGUGGACCCACCCAGACAAAUACCCCGUGGGGGUUCACUUCCUGCCUAAGAAGCUGGAUGAGGCAGUGGCUGAAGCCCACCUGGGCAAGCUGAACGUGAAGCUGACGAAGCUGACUGAGAAGCAGGCCCAGUACCUGGGCAUGCCUGUUAACGGCCCCUUCAAGCCUGACCACUACCGCUACUGAGAGCUGGGACUGCCCGUCACCUUCCAGCUGCCAUCCUGUUCCAGGCCCUACCUCUCCUU